AUACAUCUAACGAACGAACGAACGUACGACGUUGUUCCGUCGCUUUUUUGCUUGUCUUUGAUCUCUCUCUCUCUCUCUCUCUCCCUCUCUCUCUCUCUCAUUUCUGCCUACUCCUCUCGAUGGAGUAAAUUGUAACCCUAUUGUACCCAUCGCUGUACUUCUCCCCUCAAUCAGUUCACCAUGUGAAGAUCCUGCAACACGGGCAGAACUCUCGCGAUCAAUCUGGUCUACUUCCUCUAUAUAACACUUUAAAAUUCCUUUACUUGUGAUUUCAGAAAUCAAUUCGUCCGAUCGAAUUGCGACAGAGGAGGAGCGAAUUUACCCAAAUGGCCUCGGAAGACAUGGGCCUAGUCCCACCCCAGCGCCUAGACACCAACGGGUUAACCUCUCAGAUGGUUUUCCAGCAGGAGGGCCUCCGGUUCAACUCGCGCCCGGUCGCCGACCCCAGUCCGAAGACCCGGGAGCUCAGCGGCUUCAUUGACGACCGGUAUUUUCAAUCCCAAGGGGCCGCGGCGGAUUUCCGGCGGAGCUUGUACGUCGACGACGGGAAUCGGCUGGGGCAGAGUUUGAACGGGAACGGACAGGGCGGCGGCGAGGGGUCCGAAGGAGAUGAGGAGGAAGAGGAUGACGACGACGACGAAGAAGAUGACGAGGAGGACGACAUGGAGGAAAGGGAGGUUGGGUCAAGUAGGGGAUUAAUGCAUUCUGGAAAUGAUAACAGCAAUGCAAGAGCAACUGUUAACGGUAAUCAUCAACAGGGACGAUCUAAUCAGUACCACAAUGCUGUAACAAUUGCGGAUGCAAAUGGGGAUUUGUACUAUUCGCAGUAUCCGCACGGACUUGAGGGGUCGGGCAGUGGGCAAAAGGGCGUAGGGGUUGAAAAUGGUUGUGGGGGCAGUGGAAGAAAGGAGGGUUCGUAUUCCACCGAGUCUGGAGAAUCUCUAAGGAUGAUUCUAUCUGAUCCUUUGACAGGAGCACUUAUGGAUGACGCAAUUAUAUUGCCUUGCGGGCAUUCCUUUGGAGGUGGCGGAGUACAGCAAGUUCUCAGAAAUAAAGCUUGCUGUACCUGCUCUCAUCCAGUAUCAGAAGAGUCUGUAUCACCAAAUCUAUCUCUUCGAGCCGCUGUCCAGGCAUUCCGUCGGGAAGAAGAGUUAAAUGUUUACCGCUCAUCAAAAAGAAGAAGAGAUAGAUUUGAACAGGUUUGUAUAUCCAUGACCCCUACCCCAAAACUGUAUUAUCCUAAUCCGUGUUGUUCUUUUUAGUUACGACUUAAGGUUUUCAACUUUUUAUGGCUGGCGAGAAUCAAUUAUAGGUACCAUUACCAUGAAUCUGAAAUUACCAGUACUAAGAUUCUUGUGUCAUGGCCAUUCAGGUACUUGGAUUAUUCAAACAGUUUUUAAGGAACAUUGUAAGGACAUGCAGUUGAAUGACUUCCUACCUUACCUUUCAAAUAUUGGAUGGUCUAGAAAUAUCUUAUUUGAGGAAUCGAGAUACUGCUGUUUCUGAUACUGUCAUCCCACUCUGGAGAGGUACUCAACUAGGAAUUGUACAUUUGUACUCCAGUCUUGGUUGGAUACAAACAAUGCAAUGGAGAAACGAGAUUCCCAUGUCACCCUAAUCUCUACCAUCCAAACAUAGCCUAACGUAGUGUCAACCAUGUCUAAUUACAAGAUUCGGCAAUCACUGAUAUGGUAGAAAAUGCAGGCUUUUCGGCGCUCUCUCUUUUGUUUACGACUCACCAAUCCUUAGAAUGAACAUCCUUGCCCCCGGAUAAUGUGCUUUGGCAUAAUAUCUAGUUGCUAACCAACAUUAGUUGGUCAGCCAUUCAAGUAUUUAUGGACAACCCUGCCAAUAAUUUUGUUUGUUUGUCUUUCACACUUU
Molecule: messenger RNA, 1881 nt
Organism: Rhododendron vialii
Lineage: Eukaryota; Viridiplantae; Streptophyta; Magnoliopsida; Ericales; Ericaceae
Product: U-box domain-containing protein 62
Exons: 6
Coding region: 327-1262 (311 amino acids)
Biological process (GO): protein ubiquitination
Molecular function (GO): ubiquitin-protein transferase activity
Source: RefSeq, a predicted model, not a curated record